Beta vulgaris subsp. vulgaris (sugar beet) is the source of this 1778-nucleotide messenger RNA. Its product is annotated as NAC domain-containing protein 82. The record is from RefSeq and is a predicted model, not a curated record. The transcript is spliced from 2 exons. Bases 497 to 1540 code for a protein of 347 amino acids. Gene Ontology annotation, biological process: regulation of DNA-templated transcription. Gene Ontology annotation, molecular function: DNA binding. NCBI's taxonomy places the organism in Eukaryota, Viridiplantae, Streptophyta, Magnoliopsida, Caryophyllales, Amaranthaceae.
CUUACGUCACUCCCCUAUAUAUACACUCACUCCUUAACAAAAUUUCCUUAGUUUCUACAUUCUCUCACCUCACUCGCCUCGCCUCCAUUCACCAUUUCACCCUCAAAAAUCCUCUCGCAUUUUUCUCUCUCCUCCGACUCGUCCAACGUUGAAUUCAGGUCUCCAUGUCUUUUAUCAAUCUGAAGAAGAAAAAUUUGUGGAUUCUUUUGUUUGAGUUUUGUUUCUUCAAGAGAGGUUGGUGGGAUUCGUAGAUUUUCGUUGUCAAUAUUUUGUUAUCAGAGAGCGAGUUUUCUGUCUUUGAUUUCUCUCUCUCUGUAUUGAUCUCUUUCAAUUGUUCAUACGAUCCGUCGUCGUCGAUUUCGGUUAUUGCUGCUGCAAUUGCUCUGAUUUAGUAGUGUUUAGUGAAUUUAAGUUUCUGAAUUUCCAAGUAGAUUAAAAGGAUCAAAAGAGAAUAAAAGAACAGCUUGUUCUUUGUUGGUGUUGAUUUUUCGUCGUAAUGGAGGAGUUAUUGGGUGGCAAGUCUCUUCCACCGGGGUUUCGAUUUCACCCCACGGAUGAGGAGUUGUUUAUGUAUUAUCUGAAGAGGAAGGUUUUGGGGAAAUCUCUUGGUCCUGAGAUGAUUUCUGAGGUUGAGGUGUAUAGGUUUGCACCGUGGGAUCUCCCUGCGAUGACGUGUCUGAAGACUAGGGAUUUGAAUUGGUAUUUUUUCUGCCCUCGAGCGAAGAAAUACCCUAAUGGAGGAAGAGCCAACAGGGCUACUGAAUGUGGGUAUUGGAAGUCUACUGGGAAUGAUAGGACUGUGACGUAUAAUUCCCGUCCUGUGGGAAAGAUUAAGACUUUGGUGUUUCAUCGUGGGAAGGCACCUAAGGGUGAGAGGACUGAUUGGGUAAUGCACGAGUAUAGGCUGGAGGAUAAGGUGUUGGCGGAAAGAGGUGUUCCCCAGGAUUGUUAUGUCAUCUGUAAGAUCUAUGAAAAGAGUGGUUUAGGACCGAAGAAUGGGGAAAAUUAUGGGGCGAGGUUUGUAGAAGAGGAGUGGGACAGUGAUAUUGAUGAUGACAACGUGCAGCAGGGGGAUUUGGGACUUACGCUGCAAGAUGUGGGUGGCGGUUGUAAUGUUGAUAGUCCUGACGGAUCGUUUUCUGCUUUGACUUCUACCAUGGGUACUCCAAAUGUUGCUUCUCCCAUGGAUACUUCAACUCUCAUUGGUGCUGCUGCUAAUGUGGGACCUCCAAAUAUAUUUUCUGCUUUUGGGGGUAAUCCACAUAUUAGUGCUGCUUCUGCGGAUACACCAACUACUGCUGCUUCCGUGGGUACACUAAAUGUUACUGCUGCUUCUGCGGGUGCUUUGGGUGCCUUUGCUGAGGGCUCUCAUAGUGCUGCUGCUGCUGCACCUGAAGAGGAUGAGUUGGACAGGCUGUUGUCUUACUUUACUGAGGAUGUUGGUGAUAUUUUCAAAGGGUUGGAAGAUUUGACUGAUACUUCUGCCCAGACUGAUGCUGAUUGGAAUGAUCUCUUCAUUGAGAUGGAUGAUCUAAGGUGAAUUACUCUAUUAUGGCCCAAUAUAGGGCAACUAUCUUAAUCGAGUGAUAUUUCACUUAAAACCUAUUUUAGAUUAUGCAUAGUUUGUUGCUAUUAUGAUGGUAUUUGUGGUUUUGUGCUUUUAAUUUUCGGUCAAAUGAUUUUGAUCGUGGUAUUUUGAUUCUAAAGUGAAAACUCAACAUUGUGUAUAAGGGUUGAGGCAUACCUAUAUAUGAGUAUCUUGCAGUUUAUUCUUCUAA